AUGGCCGACUCCGAAAUAGUGAAAGACGUUGUCGUGACCCCAGGUGUCUUUGACGAAGACUUGGCCGAGGAACUCUACAACCUGGACAGCCCAGUAAACUUUCGAUUUUCUCCGAAAUGCGACAGGCUGGUCUAUCAGAGUGGCCUAACCUUCAUUGGGGCCAAGGAAAAGCAAAAAGGCACCAUCUGGCUUGCAGCCACUGACCAAGCCGGGUCUGCUCGGCAGUUGACCACUGGCCUCUUCAACGACAGUAACCCAGAAUGGCACCCAGAUGGAGACCAUAUUAUUUUUCUGUCUGAUCGGGCCAGUCCAGGAGAUGCGCAGUCGAUAUGGAUGAUGCCUCUGACUGGCGGAGACGCACGCCCCGUUUCAUCAACAGAGGCUAGGAACAGCGUACAGUCGUUUAAAGUAUCCCCUGAUGGCAAGACGAUUGCAUUCCUGUCCAAUGAUGAGAUUUCCAAGGAAAAGAAGGAGCAAGAGGAAAAGGAUGGGGCUCUUCCUCAAGUCUGGGGAGAGGACUGGAUCUACAGAAGGCUACGUAUCCUGGACAUUGAGUCGGGCAAAGUCCGCACGCUCAGCGAAGAAAAGCGCCAUGUCUACGAGAUGGAUUGGCAUCCUGAUGGCAAGAGCAUCGCAUACAGCAGUGCUGCCAAUACCGAGGAACCUGAGCCUGUCCUUUCUGGUGCCAGGCUAUCUGUGGUAGAUGUUGACAGUGGCGCUAUCCGCCAUGUUUACAAUGUUCUUGCUGAAGUGUACGAUCUUACUUAUAUGACGGAUGGAAAGCUGUACUUUAUCGCACCCUACGAGAUUCAUCUGAUCAAAGGAAAUUCGGGUGCUCACUCCGUUGACACAUUGGCGGCCGAACCAACUCUCAACAGGGCCGCGCUCGGGGAGACAGACUCACCGGUCCAGAUUUUGAAAGAGGGCGAUAAGGUGUACAUCCGACGUCAAAACCGAAUUCAGGACGAAGUAUGCGAUAUUGACGGCAACGUCAUGUUCGCUAAUGGCGAGUCAUUUAAGCAAUGGAGUGUUGGAAUUGACCCCGAAUCACAGCAGCCCAUGUUUGCUCUCGGCCUUUCUACGCCGGACAAGCCAUGCGAGGCAUAUGUUGUCAGGAGCGGCAAAGACACCAUCCAGUUAUCCAACUUUGGCAAGGCUGUGAAAGACAAAGUCAACGCAACGACACACAUAUUUACUUGCCGAUCCUUAGACAACGAAGAAGAUAUCGAGGGCAUCUUUAUUGUGCCGACGGCAUCAAUCGGCUCUGACUCUGACUCUAAGCCGGCUAAGCCUCUUCCAACGGUUGUCAUGCCCCAUGGCGGCCCAACAUAUAGAGACAGUCUAAACUUUGACCCCUCCCGCUUUUCCUGGACACCCUACCUCCUCAACAAGGGCUACGGCAUCUUGCUCAUCCAGUAUCGCGGCAGCACCGGCUACGGUCAGCGCUUCGCGGCCUGGAGCGGCCGCGGCAUUGGCACAUUUGACUACGAAGAUGUGAUUAGCGUGACGGACCAUGCGAUUAAGCAAGGCCUUGCCGACCCGAAGCGAAUGGUCGUUGGAUACUGGAGCCAGGGCGGUUAUCUUGCGUACCUGUGCGCUGUACGCAACGGCCUACACAACCUGGGAUGGAAGUUUAAUGCUGUGAUUGCAGGUGCCGGCUUCUGUGAUAUUGACAGCCUCAUGCUGGGGUCUGAUUGUGGCCCUACGGACCAAGUCGAGCUGGCUGGAUUCAAGGGCCCGUGGAAGAUUGAUAGGGAUGACACUACUGCGCGAAAGGCUAGUGCCAUAUGGGAAAUGAAGCAUGCCGUGGAAGAGGCGAAGCGCAGGGGCGAGAUGGUAAUUCCGCCGGUGCUGAUUCUGCAUGGCGAGCUGGACAACCGAUGCCCGUAUUGGCAGGCCGUGGCAUUUCAACGUGCCUUGCGUUGUUAUGGCUUGCCGUGCGAGUUUGUCACGUAUCCGGGACAAGGCCAUAUGUUGAUGCCCAGGAGUCAUCAGAUGGAUGCUCUCAAGCGGGUGGCCCGGUUGUGUGAUGCGUAUGCUGGGCCGGGGUUCAAGAUUGGGGGAGAACCUUAAAGUAUACUAUUUUGAUAGAGGUGGACUUUUCGGGUUGGCCAUAUAGA
Messenger RNA from [Torrubiella] hemipterigena, 2120 nucleotides. Lineage: Eukaryota; Fungi; Ascomycota; Sordariomycetes; Hypocreales; Clavicipitaceae. The record is from the annotation of a GenBank genome assembly.